AUGAGCAGUUCGGCGGUGCUCUCGGGAGACAAUUUUAAUCAAAGAUCUGCGACAUGCUCCCCCCAGUAAGAAUUCAAUUUUUGAUGAAAAGUCCUUUAGAAUGAGAUAUAUCGUAUCUGUAUGCGUGCUGACAAGUGUUGGUUUCGCUACCCUACUACUACAUCCCAUUGGACAGAUAUGGAUUCUUUCAAUGCCCUUCGGGAUCUUCAUUACCGGAUUCAUUUUCCAGGCAAGUCAAGUACAGUAUAAUCUGAACAUAUCUAGUGGGUCCAGUUGUAUUCAUCUAGUCUGACACGUCACAAACGCGCCUUCUUCGAUGAGGCCAACAUUCUGGACACCUAUCAGCCCCGUGCUCGAACACACGGUCAUCUUUUUCAACCCGAUCCACCUACUCCCGUCCCAGGCAGCGAGGCCGAUCGAAAACAAUCCAAGUCAGAAUUUGAGAGAAUGAGAGAUGAGGUAAGAGUAAACCAUAACAUCCUUUGACCCCAUUAACCCUAUGUAAAUCUAUAGCACUACAACAACAUGUUCACUAACGCCGAAAAAGCAGAAAAAGAAAAGUUGACCCCUGAGUUUGUAAAAUACGAAGAACCCGUGGUCGUCGAAUUCAAGGAACCCCCGGAAACAGAUGACGAAGGCGAUGACGAGAUAUAA
This is a messenger RNA of Bursaphelenchus xylophilus (pine wood nematode), 654 nucleotides long. The record is from the annotation of a GenBank genome assembly. NCBI's taxonomy places the organism in Eukaryota, Metazoa, Nematoda, Chromadorea, Rhabditida, Aphelenchoididae.